Messenger RNA from Vicia faba (fava bean), 981 nucleotides. Lineage: Eukaryota; Viridiplantae; Streptophyta; Magnoliopsida; Fabales; Fabaceae. The record is from the annotation of a GenBank genome assembly.
AUGUGGAUGGUCCUAUCUUCCUCUCAAACUCAAAUUCACAAUUCAAUUACAACACAAACCCGUUGGCAUCAUCUUGAAUCGAAACCCAGGACAAGAAGAAUCAAGUUCCCUUUCAAACUAAAAUGCCAACAACAAGAACACCAACUAUCCAAUUCCUCACUCAAACCCAAAACCCAAGACGAUGGAAUCCCAACAGAAGACAUAAAAACCCUAGCGAAAUUCAAAUCGAGACACAACUACAUCCGUGUUCUAGAAGUUUCCAGAAAAGCCGACCACCCAUUCCGCGGCUCCAGACUUCUCCUUCUCGACAACCCCGGAAACAUCCACAGCAUUUCCUUCCUUUUCAAAACCCUAACCAACACCUACUUCGACGUCUUCGCCACAAUCCCUCCGAUCAUACCUAGUGGACCCAUCGCCGUACUCGGCUUCGGCGCUGGCUCCACCGCCCGCAUCCUCCUUAACCUUUACCCGGAUACAAUCAUUCACGGCUGGGAACUUGAUCCCUCUGUGAUUGACGUUGCUAGAGAAUAUUUCAAUCUUUCAAAAAUUGAGAGAGAAAACAAAGAGAGACUUUUUGUUUACGUGGGAAAUGCAUUGACUGCGAGUUUGAAAGGAGGGUUUUCGGGGAUUUUGGUGGAUUUGUUCUCGAACGGGAGUGUGAUACCGGAGCUUCAGGAGGCUGCUACAUGGGAGAAGCUAAGGAGGAGUUUGAGGAAAGGUGGGAGGAUAAUGGUGAAUGUUGGAGGGAGUUGUGUGGAGGCUGAGGAUAAGUUUAGAGAUGGGAACGUUGUGAAGGAAGAAACGUUGAAGGCUAUGAGAAUGGUUUUUGGAGAGAAGCUUUUUGUUCUCACACUUGGGAACCGUGGAGAGGAUAGUUCUCUUGCUCUUACAGGAGAUUCUCCUGAAAUUGAUGUAUGGAAGAAUAAGCUUCCAUCUUCUUUGAGGUGUUACGCUGGUUCAUGGAAGCCAUAUUCUGGUUAG